Messenger RNA from Sodiomyces alkalinus F11, 2015 nucleotides. RefSeq names its product sorbitol dehydrogenase. The transcript is spliced from 2 exons. Gene Ontology annotation, biological process: D-sorbitol catabolic process. Bases 289 to 1632 code for a protein of 447 amino acids. The record is from RefSeq and is a predicted model, not a curated record. Gene Ontology annotation, molecular function: L-iditol 2-dehydrogenase (NAD+) activity; zinc ion binding. NCBI's taxonomy places the organism in Eukaryota, Fungi, Ascomycota, Sordariomycetes, Glomerellales, Plectosphaerellaceae.
ACUAAGCUCUCACUCGCCCCCUUUUGUGUCCAGCAAAACACAUCUCAAAACCUUGCGCGACUGAGAUACGCCUCGUUACCGAACCUCUUAACAAGUCCCACGUCGUCGGCCAGCUCUCUAUAUUCCAUCCUUGGUGAUUCGUAUAUUUGUUUGGGAGCAUCCAUAACCGACCUUGCCUGUCGGGGACCUCUUUUAUAGGCAGUGAGCUCAGGUUCACCCUAAUUACCUCAAAUUCCCUACAAGUCCGACAUCCCCGACAUCCCGCUCCCAGCCCACGCCUGCAACACCAUGGCCCCAGCUGCCACAGAAUCAGAGCCGCUCCCUGUGCAACUUCCCAUUUACGGCUCGAAAGGCUCAGCUGUCAAUGCAUCUGUCUUGCAUGGCCCUGGGGAUCUGCGAUUGGAAACGAGGAGACUCAAAGACCCGGCUGUGGGUGAACUCCAAAUCGCCAUUAAAACCACAGGCAUCUGCGGCUCCGAUGUGAGUUACUACAAAAAGUUCGCCAACGGCGAUCUCUGCGCCUGUCAUCCGCUAUCUCUUGGCCACGAGUCUUCGGGCGUGGUCGUCGCUAUCGGCCCUCAGGUGAAAGGCUUCAAACUGGGAGACCGAGUGGCCCUCGAGGUGGGCGUCCCCUGUAGCCACUGCGCCACUUGUAGAAAAGGCAGGUAUAACCUUUGCAAGAAGCUGCGCUUCCGAAGUAGUGCCAAAACCGUCCCCCACUAUCAGGGUACACUUCAGGAGAGGAUCAACCACCCGGCCGCCUGGUGUCAUAAGAUCCCGAAUCAUGUCUCCUUCGAUGCAGCUGCCCUCCUAGAGCCCCUGUCCGUCGCCAUCCAUGCAGUCAACCGAGCAGCAGCAAGUCCAGGGUCCAGUGCUCUCGUCAUCGGGGCCGGAACCGUCGGCCUCUUGACAGCAGUAAUGGCGCGCCAGGCCGGCUGUUCCAGCGUCGUAAUCACGGACAUUGACGCCGGUCGUGUAGACUAUGCCAUCUCCAAAGGUUUCGCCACCCAUGGCUACGUCGUCCCCCAGUCACCUAACCGAUCCCCCAACUCUUCCAAUCCGCCCUCUGGCAUCGCAACACCAACCUCUUCCGGUGCCAGCACCCCAGCCAGCAUCUUCUCGGUACAGAAUAUCCAGACCAAGUUCGAUGGCGCCAAGUCUCUGGCGGCCGAACUUCUGGCUCAAAUGAAGUUUCCCAGGUCUCUUGGUCAAGAUGAAACCAUAAAUGAAAACGACGACGACGACGACGACGACGACGACGACGAACAUGACGGGUUCGACGUCUCUUUCGAGUGCACUGGCAAGGAGGUUUGCAUGCAAACGAGCCUUUAUGCCACAAAACCGGGCGGCAAGGUCAUCAUGGUCGGCAUGGGCACUCCGGUGCAGACGCUUCCCCUAUCCGUGGCCCAUCUCAGGGAGAUCGACAUCCUGGGCAUCUUCAGAUAUGCGAACACCUACCCGACGGGCGUCCAGCUCCUGUGCGCCAAGAACCGCGCCGGCAUCCCGAGUCUCGAUGACAUGGUCACCCACCGCUUCAAGGGCCUCCAUAACGCUUCCAAGGCUUUUGAACUAGCUAGUCGGACCGUCGACGACGACGGCAACCUUGUGCUGAAGGUUGUUAUUGAAGCUUGAACAGCGUGCUGCCCUAUCAUUUUUCCUUCACUCUUCGAACACGCCAACGAUGUGUUGCAGGUGCAUCUUGCCGCUGUAGCUUCUUGAGUUUCUCUUGCCUUGACCUAAUCGACUGAUUGAAGAGCCCCGAGGAAAGGGGCUAUGUGGGGAAUUAUUCAUGGUAUGUUUUCUCCGGAGCAUAGGAUUCUAGGGAGACGGCUGCAUGGUUGCUGGAAGCUGGUUGAUGUAGAGACCAUUCCUUUACGGUCAUGUUCACAAGCCGCCGGGGUUAAUGUGACGAGAGGAUAACGACGGUAGACGCCAGUUAAGAAAAAAUAUAUAUAGAGCACCUCCGGGUAUAGACAACACACCCAUAGUCAUGGCAUUCCGCAUUUCCGACAGGA